AUGCCGGAGCUCAUGGCGAUCGUGAAGACCCCCAAGGAGGCGUUCCAGGGCAUGAUUGACAAAGGCGUGUCGAUGGGCGGCGACGCGUCUAUCAAGAUCUUCCACCAGUCCUUCUACGCGGGUUGCUAUAUUGGCUUCGGUGGCAUGUUGUCGAUGGUGGUGGCUGGCGGUCUGGACAAGGCAGCCGAGGACAACCCCACCAUUCAGACCUUUGUAUUCGCUGCGCUCUUCCCGGUGAAUCUGCUGCUCAUCUUGCUCACAGGUGGGGUGCUGAUCACUGGUACAGCUGCGACCGUGCCUGCGGCGGUGUGUGAAGGCAAGCUGCACUGGAAGCAGAUCCCUAGGACGUUUGCGCUGGCUUGGACUGGCAAUCUGAUUGGCGCCGUGCUCUUCGCCUUCUUUGUCGAGGCCUGUAACCUGAACGUGGGCUUGACUGCCAAGCUUGCGAUGAAGGUGGCGGAAAAGAAAAUCAAGGAGAAUUUCUUCAUCACCUUCCUGAAGGGAAUUGGCUGCAACUGGCUGGUGUGCAUGGCUGUCUUCCUGCAGGGCCAAGCGCAGGACAUGACUGGCAAGAUGGUGGGCAUCUGGUUCCCCAUCUCCUGUUUCGUGGCCAUCGGCUUCGAGCAUAUCCCGGCCAACAUGUUCAUGAUUCCCUUGGGGAUGAUAGCUGGCGCCGACGUGUCGGUGUGGGACUGCCUCUGGAGGAACUUCAUCCCAGUGACCCUCGGGAACAUCUUCGCAGGCUCAAUCUUCGUGGGCGUUGGCUACUCCUUCGCCCUCGGCAGGCUGGGCAGCUCGCCGAUGUUCAACAUGCCCGCGAGGGAGCUGGGUGCCCCGAAGGAGCAGGUGGCCGGCGGCGACAACAAAGAGGGCGGCGCGCCGGCGGCGCUCGCCUCGACCACGCCCGUGGUGCCCGUGGACGGGGCCGCGCAGGCUCAGGACGGGGCGCCGCACGCCGCCGCCACCGCCUUCCAGGCGGCGCUGCGCGCAGCGAGCAAGGACGCCGCCGCGGAGGAGCACCUGAGGCAGAAGGCUUCGGCAGAGCAGCAGGCUGCCGCGGAGCAGGAUCGGCUGGAUGAGACGACCAUGUCCCCCGAGUGGGUGUGGUACUUGGUCAGGAAGACCAGGCUCGAGCGCUACGCCCGCAGGCUCGGCCUCUACGCCGUCUUCACCGCGCUCUUCACCGCGAUUGUGCACCUGGCGCGGCCCGUGACGGCCCACUUCUCCAUCCAGGACGCCAUCCUGGAGCAGUCGACCCGGGAGAGGGGCGUCUCCGGCUUCAGCUUCUACGACAUCUCCAGCGACGCGGAGUGGUUCUAUUGGGUGCAGAAUCAGCUCGUGCCCACGAUAAUGAGCACGACGUUCUCGAACGGUGACGAUCGCGCCGAGUCGUGGGGGAGCCGGUUCACAAACACGGUUGCCAUGUACAACACCCAGACGGCGCCCGUGAGGUUCCGCCAGGCCCGCGUGCGGGAGGACUCGUGCAGCACGGAACGCCGCGACGCCGCGCUGGUGCACCCAUGCUGGGGCGAGUUCAGCAAGGCGUACCAGUCCCGGUCGGCGUUCGGAGAGGACUACGGCAACCGCUACCUCACGGGCCUGAGCGACGUGUACGGCUACGGCACCGAGGGCCACGUGGUGGACGUGCAGCUGGACCAGGCGGUGGCGCUCGCGGCGGUGGCCGACAUGCGGGAGGGGCUCUGGCUCAACGAGCAGACGCGCAUGGCCGCCGUCGAGACAAGCUGGUACAACGCCAACUACGAUGUGAGCACGUACGUCCGCUGGCAGGUGGAGAUCACCCCAGGCGGAC
Messenger RNA from Prorocentrum cordatum, 1810 nucleotides. The record is from the annotation of a GenBank genome assembly. NCBI's taxonomy places the organism in Eukaryota, Dinophyceae, Prorocentrales, Prorocentraceae.